Molecule: messenger RNA, 1836 nt
Organism: Naegleria fowleri
Lineage: Eukaryota; Heterolobosea; Eutetramitea; Acrasida; Naegleriidae
Exons: 2
Coding region: 1-1836 (611 amino acids)
Biological process (GO): nuclear-transcribed mRNA catabolic process, nonsense-mediated decay
Source: RefSeq, a predicted model, not a curated record
AUGAACCAGCACCAUCAGCAGCAGCAUCAAUCAUCAUCAUCAUCACUAACACCACCAUCCAAUCCGAGGUUUACCAUCUCUUCUUCUACUAGUAAUAGUAGCAAUCCAAGUGGUGGUCAAAUGAACAUUACCAUGAAUGCCAACAACAACAAUGGAUCAUCAUCAUCGGCAAGAGUAAAUUCCAAUACGAGUGGUAGCAGCAGUAGUAGUAGCUCCUCAAGAAAGAAGCAACAUCAAACACCCCAAUUCUAUGGAUCUAAUCUCAUGACCUCACCAAACGCUUCAUCCGGAAAGGGAUCUGCUAGUGGAUCAUCAACAACACACGAAGGUAAAGGCAUCACUUCUCCAACAAAGUCCAAUUACAAAAGCCUAGUUUCCAAACCCAAUGUUCAAAUCAAAGGUACUCCACAAAUACUAUUGGCUCCAAAGAGAAGUCAAACCGAGCCACAAGUGCCAGCGAAUGGUACUUUGUCAGCAUCAACAACUGCUGGAGGUAUUCAAUUGUUACAAAAGCCUACAACUAAGAGCAGCGCAGACGCUUCUCAAACAUCACAACAAGCAUUCGGUGAUAUUAUUAGCCAGAAUUAUACAUCGGCAAACAUUGUGGUUGCACAAACACAGCAGCCAGUGAAUAUUGCAACGAGAGUCGCGUCCUCCAAGGUUGAGUUGAAUGGAGGCCAACUCGAGACAAACAAACCAAGUACAUCAUCUGUUGCAGCACAAAAGCCUCAAGAUCAUCCAAUUAUUCAAGGAUUUACCAACAAGGGGUUAAGUCUUAUUCACGAAAAUGCUUCCGGAUUGUAUAACAGUAUUCUAGAAUUGCAAUCCAAUCAACAUCUGCAACAACUUGCAAAUUUAUUUCCAAAUGAUAAGCAAUUAUCCACUGAAAGUAAUAACUAUUCUGUUAUUGGAGUUAUUGGCAAGCAAGGAAGUGGUAAAUCUCUUAUUUUGAAUUCUCUUAUUGGAAACCGAGAGGUUUUUGCUGUUGAGGAUUUAGACUGUUUUCUAGAUUGCAAAUAUAAGACAAGUGGUGUUGACAUUUAUAGAACUUCGGACCAGCAAAUAUUCAUUGAUACUCAGCCAUUGUUUGCCUCUCCAGCUCAACAUCCAACAAGCGGUGGUAGCCACUAUUAUUCCACAUCUGGACAUGGUGCUGGGCUCACUUCUAGCGGAUCUAAGUCAUUUGAGACCUCCGUCGAGGCCGUAUCAAUUGCUGCUUUGGAGAGUUUUGUUGACAUUACUAGUCUUCAAAUUGCAUUGUUUGUAUUCAGUGUUGCGCAUGUUGUUAUUGUACUGUUGGAUCAUCAAUCUGAUGUUCUUGAACAAUUCAAAAUGUUUCAGUUUAUUCAAACAAUUCGAAUGUUACAACAAGGAGUACCAAGCAUUACUCAGUGUGGAAAGAUUUCUUCCUCUGCAACAACUAAUCUUGAAGGUCACGUUCCUGAAAUUGUUUUUGUUCUCAACAAGGUACACCCUAGGGAUAUGAGCGAAUUGAAUAUUAAGCACAUGCAAGCGUUGCUUGAUUCGUACUUUUCAAGUACAAACUUUAGAAAGAAUGGUCAUAUCCAUCCACAUAUGUGGCAUCAUAAUUUCAAGAAAAACGAAACUGUGAAUUUCUUUAUGAUUCCCUAUGCAUCUAAGAAGAUUGAGGACAUUGAGGAUUCUAUUAAUUUACUAAAGAAAGGUAUUCAUACAAUGCCAAAACCAGUCUUCAAGAAAAUGUCUCAAGCAGAGUGGUUCAGCAAUUCUGUUAGAAAUUUCGAGGUGAUCAAGAAGAGCUAUUUCCUUCAGGAAUACAUCCGAAAACUAACAAGCAGCAUGUCUGUUCAUAAUUGA